CAUUCACGCGCCCUCUCGCUGCGGUAACCCGCCGGACGAAAGCUCAGCGGCACGGCAGCGGAUGCUGCUAUGGGUGACCAAUGAAUCGUUUUGGUAUGGAAAUGGCACUCCCUGUUUUCUGUUCUGCUGAAGUCACCCUCUUAUGUGAUUGCUGCUAAGCGUCACACCACGAUGACCAAGUGGACGCCUGUCCCGGAUAAAGCAAAAUAUGGAGUGGCAAUCGCCAACUUCACAGAAGAAGGGGUCCAUAGGCUUCGGUUAAACGUCGGCGAUUCAGUGUACAUCUACGAGGAACUUGAAGACUGGUACUAUGGCUGCUGCACCAACAGCAAAACAAAAAAGGGAAUAUUUCCCAAAGCUUACAUUGCUGUCAAGGAGUCCAUCAUUGACAAGACUGGCCCUCAUGAAGUCGUCAUUCCUAAGGAGCCAUCCAUCAUCAAGGAGAUUACGGCUGUUCUUCGUGAAUGGGGUCCGAUCUGGAAACAGCUGUACCUCACAAAUAGAGCAGAGUUUGAUUCUGUUCGGAACAUGAUGUAUGAGCUGAUGGACUCCAGAAGGAAAAUUAUGUCUGGAACUCUGCCCGUCGAUGAACUGAGGGAGCUGAAGCAAAAGGUCACUGCAAAGAUUGAAAUGGGCAAUGCGAUCCUUGACCUUGAUUUGGUUGUUCGACACAGUAGCGGCAAUAUCCUCAACCCAGACGUCACUAGCACCAUUGACUUGUACCGUGCACAUGUGGAUGCGACGAAAAGGAUCAAGCAGAUGUCAUCGACGCAGCUAGACAUUGGGUCUCCCAAGGCAUCAAGCCAUUAUUGCCACAAUCUGUUUGUUGUGGUAAAAAACUUUGUCUGCCGCAUUGGAGACGACGCAGAUCUUCUCAUGACACUCUACGAUGCCAAAGAACAGAAGUUUAUCAGUGAGAACUACUAUGUCCAAUGGGCCAAAUGUGGUCUUAUCAAAGACUUGGACCAGCUCAACAACUUGAGAGUGCUUUUCACUGACUUGGGCAGUCGGGAUCUGAGUCGGGAACGUGUCAACUUUAUCUGUCAGAUCAUUCGCAUUGGUGCUAUGGAGCUGAAGGAGAAUGAUCACAAAAGGUCAACAUUGUAUUCAAAGAAGACAUGUGAAUCUGAAGGCAUGCGUCGACCAUUUGGUGUUGCUGCCAUGGACAUUACUGACAUCAUCAGUGGCAAGAUUGACAGUGAUGAAGAGAAGCAGCAUUUUGUUCCGUACAUUCAGUGUGGAGAGCGCGACUUCUUGGACACAGCCAUCAAAAAGGCCCUGGCAGCGAAGGAGGUAACCCAAAAGGAACACAAAGGCCAGGGUCUUUGGAUCUGCCUCAAGUUGCUGCAUGGUGACAGCAAGCAAGUGCGUGAAGAGAACCCGCACCUUGUUUCUGGGACCACAGCUGUGGCACGCAAGAUGGGCUUCCCUGAAGUCAUCCUGCCCGGUGAUGUACGAAAUGACUUGUACUUGACACUUGUCCAGGCUGAGUUCUCAAAGGGCGCUAAGACCUCGGACAGAAAUAUUGAAGUCACAGUGAAAGUGUGCAAUGACAAAGGAUCUGUCAUACCGGGUGUCAUAAGUGUGGGAUCAGGCUCUGAAAGCCUUGACGAAUACCACAGUGUCAUUUACUAUCAUGAAGAUAAACCACGUUGGAUGGAAACAUUCAAGAUUGCAGUUCCUAUUGAACAGUUUUAUUAUGCUCAUCUGUUGUUUACAUUUAAACACAGAUCGUCGAAUGAAGCAAAAGACAGAGUUGAGAAGCCGUUUGCCAUGUCAUUUGUCAAGCUGAUGCAAGAAAACGGCACCACAUUGAAUGAUGAAGUGCAUGAGCUACUAGUCUACAGGCUGGACCACAAGCGGCACACUGAAAUGGACACCAGCUACCUCACACUGCCAGCAACACGUGCUGACUUCAAUGCAAUCAUGCAAAAUUCACCAACGCCCAAUGCACAGCCCAACAAGGCACAGCUGGCUUCAUUCCAGGCCGGAGGAAUCAGCCUUGCCAUUAAGGAUUCGUUCCAAAUUUCAACAUUGGUGUGUUCAACCAAGCUCACACAGAAUGUUGACCUUCUUGGCCUCCUAAAGUGGUGGACUCUUCCUGAUAACUUGGAAAAGAACCUUCAUGCACUGAUGAAGGUCGAUGGUGAAGAAGUUGUGAAGUUCCUGCAGGACAUUUUGGAUGCCUUGUUCGACAUUUUGAUGAAGAACUCGGACUCUGAAUUGUAUGACAAUCUUGUUUUUGAAGCCCUGGUUUUCAUCAUCGGCCUCAUUUCUGAUCGCAAGUACCAGCACUUCAAACCAGUGUUAGAUUUGUACAUUGAAGAAACAUUCAGUGCUACAUUAGCUUACAACAAGCUUAUUGUUGUCUUGAAGUACUACAUUGACAACAUCAACACCAAUACUCAAGAGACUGAAGGCAGUCUUUUGUUUCGUGCUAUGAAGAGCAUAGAGUACAUAUUCAAGUUCAUUGUUCAUUCCAGGAAACUCUUUGCUCACUUGAAUGAAGGCAAAGGGACUCAACAGUUUGAGCUCUCUCUAGAGCAGCUUUUGAAGUCUAUCACCGGCAUGAUGUUGUACAAGGCUGAUACUGUGCUGCUCAUUCAAGGUGCUUGCCUAAAGUACUUUCCUGCCACCAUUCCAGACAUUCUGCAUGUCUUUAAUUCAAAGCAGCUAAGCCAUAUUGUUACGGAGCUGCUCAACAAUCUACCACCUGAAAGGCUCACAAAACAAAAAAUGAUGUGUGUAAAUGACAUUGUUCAUAGUGAGCUGUUUAAGUUUCCAGAAUGCCGUGCCAUUCUGCUGCCUGUGAUCAACCAACAUGUGAAGCUUCUUAUGGAGAAAGGAGAAGAGCUAGAGCUCUGUGUAAAGAUUCUAAGUGACAUCAUGGUGGUUCUUCAUGGCCAUGAUCGGACACAAACUGUUGAAGACAUAUCCGUCGUCAUGCAUUCCGUCCUGAGGACUGUGAUCCAGACUGUAAUUAGGACCAACCGCUCUUUGCCUAUUGUGGGCAACAUUGUGGCCCUCAUGAUUUCAAUACUGAGGCAAAUGACUAAGUACCACUAUACCAACUACAUUGAACACUUUCCAACAACUACAGAUCUCCUUGACUUUCUAAUGGAAAUUCUACUAGUCUUUAAAGAUCUGGUUAGUAAAAACGUCUACCCAAAGGACUGGAAUGACAUGAUAAUGCUGCAGAACAGUGUCAUGCUGAAGGCUCUGCGUCACUUCUCAUACACCAUUCGAGAUCGAUUUACCACUCCCUUCGAUUACCAGGUGUGGAACAACUACUUCCAUUGUGCCAUAGCCUUCCUCACUCAAGAUGCACUGCAGCUGGAGAACUUCUCGCACAACAAGCGUAACAAGGUCAUUGCCAGGUACAAAGACAUGAGGCGGGAGACAGGCUUUGAGAUACGCAAGAUGUGGUUCAACCUCGGCCAAAACAAGAUCCACUUUGUGCCUGGUAUGGUGGGCCCAUUCCUUGAGAUGACCAUGAUUCCUGAAGUGGAGCUACGAAAGGCCACCAUUCCCAUAUUUUUUGACAUGAUGCAAUGCGAGUUCUACUCCCCACGGAAGUCUUCGUCCAUCCAUCAAGAUGACUGCUUCGUGCACAACCUUGAGAUGAAAGGAAAUUUCCAAGAGUUUGAAAAUGAAAUGAUCACUAAGCUAGACGUCCUAGUCGAAGGUGGGCGAGGAGACCAACAGUAUCAAGAGCUUCUUCAGAAAACCCUGUAUGACUUGUGUGAAAACCAUGCUGCCCUGCAUGACGCUGGAAUCCGGUUUAUCAAGACAGUGGUGCGACUGAUGAAACGUCUCUUAGAGUACCGCACCAUCAUCACAGAUGAAAACAAAGAGAACCGCAUGAGCUGCACAGUGAACUUGCUGGAGUUCUACCAUGAAAUCAACCGGCAAGAAAUGUACAUAAGAUACUUGCACAAACUCUGUGACCUGCACCUGGAGUGUGACAACUACAUAGAGGCAGCCUUUACAUUGCAGCUACACGCCAAGCUACUGCGCUGGUCAGAUGAGAGUUUGCCAAGCCUCUUGCGUAGUGCUAAAUAUCCACAGUGUGAGACUAACCGGGAGCUCAAAGAGCGCCUUUACCAUGAUAUUCUCGACUACUUUGACAAGGGCAAGCUCUGGGAGGCUGGCAUCACGCUGAGCAAGGAGCUGUUGGCACAGUAUGAGAAUGAGACAUUUGACUAUGCCCAGCUGAGCUCUCUGCAUGCACGCAUCGCUACCUUCUAUGAGAACAUCAUGCGCCAACUGCGACCUGAACCUGAGUACUUUCGAGUUGCUUACUAUGGGCGCAAUUUCCCAGCCUUUCUUCAAAAUAAGGUUUUUGUGUACAGAGGAAAAGAGUAUGAGCGAUUGAGUGACUUCAGCACUAGGCUGCUCAACCAAUUUCCCAAUGCCAUACUGCUGACCAAGCUGACUAUUCCUGGCAAUGAUGUCACUGAAUCACAGUCCCAGUACCUUCAGAUAAACAAGGUAGAUCCUGUGAUGAACAACCCCCAGCGCUUUCAGAAUAAACCUGUCCUUGAGCAGAUCCUCAAGUACUACAGGGUGAAUGAGGUGAGCAAGUUCACCUAUUCACGUCCCCUGCGGCGAGGCGAGAAAGACUCCGACAAUGACAUCGGCAACAUUUGGCUUGAGCGGACCACAUUAGAAACUGCCUACAUGCUUCCUGGUAUCCUUCGCUGGUUUGCUGUGAUUAGGGUUCACACUGUUGAGGUCAGCCCACUGCAGAAUGCGAUUGAGACUAUGGAAGCCACCAACACCAAGAUCAGGGACAUGGUGCUGCAACACAGGGCAGACCCAAGCCUUGCCUUGAACCCAUUGAGCAUGCUGCUGGGCGGCAUUGUGGAUGCUGCAGUCAAUGGAGGCAUUGGCAAUUAUGAGAAGGCAUUCUUCACUCCAGAGUACCUGGAAGCAAACAGAUCAAGUAUUGAUGGAAUCAACAGGCUAAAGGAGCUCAUUGCCUGCCAGAUACCACUUUUGGAGGCUGGCAUAGAAAUCCACCGAGACAAGGCCCCAGAAAGCCUUCAGCCAUACCAUUCACACAUGCAGGAGAAGUAUUUGAAACUGAAGGCGCACAUUGAAGAGAACUAUGGCAAAGCAUCACCUCCUCCUGAGUUGAUUGAGCACCCCAUCCUCAUCAGGCGGAACAAAGUUGUCCCUGCAGCUAAUCCAGCUUCACGGACAGAACGUACUGACAGCUCUGUCUUUGCACCAGACAGCAGUAACAGGAAAACAGCCUCUGUGACAAGCCUCCCAAGCGUACCUGGAAAGCCACAAAGUACACAGAUGGCUAGGGCACUCGUGCCCUCAGUGUUUGCAAAGCAGAAUUCUGUGGUGUCACCACACAAAUCACAUGGAAAGAAGAGUCGUGACAGCACAGGGCUUACCCUGAGGCGCAACUCGGCUGCAUCACUGAGCUCCCAGCAUGAGGAAAAGUCACAGUCUCAGUGGUAUGACUUGCCACUCACAACUGAUAAAGGAUCAGAGGCACCCAUCAUUGAACUAAAUGAACAACUUACUCCUCAUCGUCCUCUUAGAUCAGAGGCUGAAAAGCGGCACAGCAGACCUUCCAGUGGACAGUUCAAGCUCCCUCCUUCAACACCACCCUCCCAAGGAGCUGGAGGGGCCACUACUCCAAGCUUGGCUACUGCUACCAGCUUCCCCAUGUUUCCAGCCAGCUCCAGUGCACCCACUUGCUCACCAGAACCUCCCCUUGAGGUAGACAAGCCACCGCCUCUACCUCAGAAGCAGGCAUAUGCUGAUUACACCAAUGUGACAGCAGAGGAUACACCUGCAUUGCCUGCACGCAAGCCUUCCCUCAGCAUUCCUGGCAUGACCAAGAAUAGGCCGCAGCCCCCUCUCCCUGCCAAGGAAGGUAGCAAGGAGGGAACACCGGUAUUGCCAAAAAAACCUGAACGGCCUCCAACCAACCGAAAUCUGAGUUUUCCCCAGGAGGUUGCCAAAAAGAUGAGCCGGACUGCAUCAGAGGCCACGGAGGGUUGAUUUUUAAUGUUUAUUGUUAUUGUCUUUUAUUUUAUGGAAAAAGUACUGGAAGAAGUUCAGUGGUUGCACUUGACAUGCUUGUUUCAGAGCUGUUAAUGCACACAUUUUAAAUGUCGUUGUCCAUUGACGUGCUGUGUAAACAAGGUUUUCCAUAUUGGUUUGCAAUGCCAAGACUACAUUAUUAAGCAUUUUUGUGAAGUCCAGAGGCUUAGUUUUAGGUAACAUUGAUUCUAAGAGGGUUCAAACAGGAUGCAACACGAUGAGUGUGCUGCAAGAACUACUAAUCGUUACUGUGAAUGCCCACAGCCAGACAGGUGUUGCACCAAGCUGUCACUUUGCAUGCUUUACACCUUAGUGAUAGCUCUGUUUUAGUUACUUACUGUGCUGAAUUGUGUUCAAGAAGUUUGCUGCUAUACUACAUUUUAUAUAAAGGAUUGCAUGGCAUAAAUGGUGUUUUAUAAAACCAGCUGUGUGAAUGAAUACUAGCUUUGAUCUCUGUAUGUGCCAAUGCUUGAUCAACCUGUGUGUCUUAGUACCCUGUGGGCACUUGGCCACUGCUUUGUGUUAUUGUGUCCCUGUGCCAUUUGUGUCAUGGUGCCUGCCACUGCUGCAUAUUUGCUCAAAGUCAUGCUUUGCUGUCCUUUAUAAAAGUGUAGUUAUACUUACUGUGCAUGCAGCAUUUUAAUGCAUCCCUGACCUUACACCUAAUGAAAAGGGACAUGUUUUGUUGUUUUACUGUUGAAUGGCAUUAUUGUACCAAUAAUUUCUGACCAAUUCAUUGCUUUGAUGCUACCUGUUGCCUCAUCUCACUAUAACCUUAAGCGUGGCUCACCUGUAUAUAUUCGUAGGCACAGUGCUUGCUGCCAUGUGUGCAACAUGUAGGAACACAAUUCAGAACUUAAUUGUUGUGAGAAAGCAUGUUUUAAAUAAUGUUCUAUGAAGAGUUUUAAAUAUAUACACAAGUACCUUAUAGUUUGCAGUCUUAGUGUGUUUUGUAUGUUUAUACCUGUGAACUAAAAUGAACUUAUGUACACAAGUAGCUUUGUCUGUAGAAAUGAGUAACAUUGACGUAAUGUCAGGCUACUGUGGACACUUUUAAAUGUCACUUUACACAUUUGUGCAAGGCCUUUGAGAGCUUUAUUUGUGCAUAGAUUUUAUAUUGUAUUCCAGGCCUGCAAAUUGUACAGGAGGAGCCUGCUUGGUGUCAAUGUCUUGUGAUUGUGUAUUCCUGUAUGAGGUACUCCUCCAAAUGCAAUACUAGUAUUAAAUAUAUAUUGUGAAUC
Messenger RNA from Rhipicephalus sanguineus (brown dog tick), 7307 nucleotides. It is a transcript of the gene mbc, whose product is annotated as dedicator of cytokinesis protein 1. The record is from RefSeq and is a predicted model, not a curated record. Gene Ontology annotation, molecular function: guanyl-nucleotide exchange factor activity; small GTPase binding. Bases 172 to 6024 code for a protein of 1950 amino acids. The transcript is spliced from 43 exons. Gene Ontology annotation, cellular component: plasma membrane; cytoplasm. Gene Ontology annotation, biological process: small GTPase-mediated signal transduction; cell migration. NCBI's taxonomy places the organism in Eukaryota, Metazoa, Arthropoda, Arachnida, Ixodida, Ixodidae.